UUUCGAACUGAUCUUACAGUGUCGCUCCCACGCUUACAUGUGUGUGCGUCAAUUCACGUGCUCCAGCUGAAAAAUCAAUGCUCGCGUCGUUGCUGUCGGUUAGUGGGUUGUAACUGUCGCGUUGUUUUGGACGCGAUGAUACAGCGUCUUUUGCUGUUUCCUCCGUUGAUGUUGCCAGAUUUUUGCGAAGUGUAGUGAAAGUUUGUAAAGUUUGAGUGAUUCGAGAUUGAAUCCAGUGAGAAAAAGUGAGGUUACUGGAACGACUUUAUCGCUGGAGGAUAAGCUAGAGCGAUACAAAGUGUUGUUUUACUUUUUUAGUGGCUAGCGAAAGUAUAUAGUUUACGUCAUUUUUGGGACUGCAGUAAAGUUUGUGAUAAAGUUAUCUUGUCGAGUAAAAAUAAAAUGGAGGCUAAGACAUACGGAUGGAAGUUUUUAUCUACGUCUGACAGACCCUCGAAUGAUGGACCCUCGAAUGACGGACCAAAGUCGAUUGUUUACGAACGUCAGGGCCACUUUUCGAGUUUAGACGUGAUCAGGACCAAAGGAGAUUUGUGUGAUGUCAUAAUUGAUGUGGAAGACAAAUCAUUUCCAGCACAUAGAAUAAUUCUUGCUGCUACGAUAAAGUACUUUCAAGAACUAAUCUUGAACAGCUCCGACGAAGAAACGAAAGUAACUAUUUCCGUGAAAGAUGUUAGUGCACAAAGCAUGGAAUCCAUCCUUACGUUUGCUUAUACCGGCGCGAUUACUAUAACCGAAGAAAACGCACAAACAUUGUUGGUAGAUGCCGAUCAUCUGGGUCUCACUGACAUAACAGAGCAGUGUAUCAAAUUUUUUUACACCUGUCUUCGGCCUAGUAAUGUCAGUCAAAUUUAUAGUCUUGCCGAAGCACGUGGUAUCGAGCCGCUCAUGAAAAAAUGCAAGAAGUUUAUGGUGGCCCAUUUCGAAGAUGUUUACAAGACUGACGAGUAUCUCAAUUUCGAUAUUUUGCUUCUGAAAGAUAUAUUCUCCAAUCACGAGAUACACGCGGAUCUGGAGCAGCUAUUCGACGCGGUCAUUCGGUGGAUCACGUACAACAUUGAUCAGAGGCGAUUCUACACAACAGAGCUGCUAAGCUAUGCUAGAUUAUCGAAUUUGCAAUCCCAAGUUGUGAUUGAAUAUUUUUCUAAAAUCCCGUCUUUGGUUGAAGAGAACAGUGAAUUUGUAUCGGAAAUUGUGUCUCUUUACGAAACUUUCGAAAAAAUCGUCUACAUCAAUGAAAAGAAACUCAUCUACGUGGUGGAUGCCGAAGAUUCCAAUAAUAUCGAAAUCUACGAUCCAGUUAUAGAUCAGUGGGACGUCGCCAACUUUGUCGACCGCGGCGAAAACAAGCAGGAAUUCAGCUGCGUAGUUCAUAAACAAAAACUCUACAUAAUCGGUGGACAAUCUCAAAAGCUCGGCUUCAAGAAGACUGUACAGGUCAACGACUUGGAAACGAAAACCUGGACCAGCGUGGCGCCGAUGCAUAGCGAGCGUAGUCUCAGCGGUGCCGUCGUGCUAAACGACUUUAUAUACGUUUGCGGUGGUCGAAAUUACUCUGGACCAUGCAACGUGGUUGAAAGAUACAGUCCGGAGAGUAACGAGUGGCGGAUGAUGUGCCCAAUGAACAUCUGUCGAUCAACCUUCGCUGUUGUCGCCCUCGGAGAUGCUAUCUAUGCAAUCGGUGGUACUUUUGACAAUGCUCCGCUGGACACGGUCGAACGAUACGACCCCGACAAGAACUGGUGGAAAUCUCUCAACUCGAUAAUGCACGAGAAGCGCGAGCAGUGCGGAGCAGCUGCGUUGAACGGCAAGAUUUAUGUCUGCGGUGGAUACAACGAUGACGGCGCAAUCAGUUCCGUCGAGGUUUACAAUCCUCAAACUAAUAGGUGGACCAAAUUAGCAGAUAUGAACAGUCCGAGGUCCGGAGCUUUAGUUAUCGCUAAUAUGGGGAAGAUCUGGGCCAUUGGAGGUUGUGGUGCAGAUUACAACGAAUUGUCGAGCGUCGAGAUUUACGAUCCGGAAACCGACACCUGGACUGUUACCGGUCCAAUGAGCAAGAUAAAGGGAUAUGUGGCCGGUGGUCUUUAAAUUAAUUCACGCUGUGAGUUUGGUAUCUUUGACGAGGCUUGUGAUAAGACUUUACCGAGCGAUGUUCCUAUUUAACGCUCACAAAAGUGUUCUGCAUUUUUGGAUGUUCCAGUAUAUUUUUUUAAAAUCAAACAAAAAUGAAAGCAUAGUAAGUUAAAAUAAAAAGAUAAUCUCUAAGU
Nasonia vitripennis (jewel wasp) is the source of this 2285-nucleotide messenger RNA. Its product is annotated as kelch-like protein 20. The record is from RefSeq and is a predicted model, not a curated record. Gene Ontology annotation, molecular function: protein binding. Bases 403 to 2106 code for a protein of 567 amino acids. The transcript has 8 exons. NCBI's taxonomy places the organism in Eukaryota, Metazoa, Arthropoda, Insecta, Hymenoptera, Pteromalidae.